Messenger RNA from Zea mays, 2681 nucleotides. RefSeq names its product BTB/POZ domain-containing protein At2g24240. Bases 980 to 2320 code for a protein of 446 amino acids. The transcript has a single exon. Gene Ontology annotation, molecular function: protein binding. Lineage: Eukaryota; Viridiplantae; Streptophyta; Magnoliopsida; Poales; Poaceae. The record is from RefSeq and is a predicted model, not a curated record. Gene Ontology annotation, biological process: protein homooligomerization.
UGCGUGUCCGCUUGACAAUGCUGAGCUCCGAGAUGCGAGCCCCCAACCCAACAACCACAACAGACCGCCAGCGCCGUUUCCUGGAGUCCCCGACCGACAAGCACAAGGACUGCCGUGCCCCGCCUGCGACCGCGAACGAGCAGGAUUGAGGAACCCUGAAGAUGCGCCUGCGCCGAUGAUUGGAGAGGACAGGCUUGACUUGCAGCCGGACAUCGGAGCACGGAGACCGACCGCGAGCGCAAGGGGUCGGGCACCCGGCGGCACGCACGAUGCUCUGCGAGUGUACGACGACGUGAAGUGAAGUCAGUCCUGUCCUGUGUGUGCGAGUUUGCGCGCCUACCAGUCAGUAGCCAUGUUCGGGCGGUUGCACGGUUGCAGCUAACACUAAAAGGCCGGCGCCCGGCGGUGUGAUAGAUGAGUGGGCGGCUCAUAUGACGACCUCCACACCUUCCUUGUUCAGAAUCGUUGACUGCACGCAGCGUAGCACGGUCCCCCCAAAACGGGGGUUGGGACGGGCGACACUGCUAGAAACCCGACCCCGCCGUUGCGCUGGCGACUGGGGAUUUUUUUUUGCCUUGUCCUUCUCCUUCUCCUUCCAAUCAAGCGCCGUCUUCACGUCAAAGCGACACCGCCACAUCGCCUGCUACCUGCCUCGCUCGCUAGCUCUCCUCUCCCUCGUCUACGCCUCCGCCCUGCCGUUACGCCAUAAAUCCAGCAGAGGCAGCCAUCCAAUCCAACCAACCUGUUGAUACUCGCUCGUAUCGUAGUAUACACGCCGCGACCUCGUACAAACGCGUGCACUAGUAAUUGGCGCAAUCCACCGUCUCCCCAACCGCCCGAUACAGCGCAGCGGAGGCAGCUCGACAAUUCGACCCCCUCCGGCAAUCGCCGCCCGGAUCUAUCUACACGACACUGGGCUCUGGAUGCUGCUCAAAGCGGAGAUGCUGUAAAGAUCGGUUCCUUGGCGAGCGCGCCGACGAUGGCGGCCGGCGGCCGCGUGCGGUUCAACGUGGGCGGGCAGGUGUUCGAGACGACCACCACGACGCUGGCCAACGCCGGUCGGGACUCCAUGCUCGGCGCGCUGCUCGACUCGUCCUGGAACGUCUCCUCCUCGGGCGGCGGCGGCGGCGGGGUGGCCGAGUACUUCAUCGACCGCAACCCGGCCUGCUUCGCGGUGCUGCUGGACCUGCUCCGCACGGGCAGCCUCCACGUGCCCCCGCACCUCCCGGAGAAGCUGCUCUACCGGGAGGCGCUCUACUACGGCCUCCUCGACCACGUGCGCGCCGCGCGGUGGGGCGCGUUCGACGGCGACCGCCUCCGCCUCGCCGCGUCCGUGCCGGGGCGCGCCCCCGGGGACGGCACGGCCAUCCGCGCCGCCCCCGACGGCGGGUGCUGCGUGGCGCACGGCGGCGCCGUGCGCGUGUACAACUGGAUGCUCGACGAGCGCCGGCCGGUGUCGCUCGACCACUCGCAGGUCAACGACGCGGCAUACCUCGACGCCGCCACGCUGCUGGUCGCGGCCCGGGAGCGGCUCGGCAAGCGCGACGGCGGCAUGGCCGCCUUCUCCGCGGCCUCCGGCGAGCUCCGCCACCGCUUCCGCGUCGCGCACGACCGGCAGGCCAAGUCCUUCACCGCCGGCGCGCUGGCCUUCGACCAGGACGCGAGCGUGUUCGCCAGCUGCAAGGGCCGGCUCAACGAGUACGGCGUCGGCGUCUGGGACCGCGCCACCGGCGAGCAGGCCGACUUCUUCUACGAGCCCCCCGGCUGCGCCCUGGGCGACGCCGACAGGCUGCAGUGGCUGGACGCCGCCGGCGCGCUCAUGGUGGCCACGCUGUUCCCCAAGGCGGACAACUGUUUCAUCGGCCUGCUGGACUUCCGGGCCAAGGACGUGGUGUGGUCCUGGUCCGACGCCGGCGCGGCCGCGUCGCUGGACGACAAGCGCGUGCUCCACGCCAUCGCCAUGGAGGACGAGCGCUCCGUCUGCGUCAUCAACCAGUACGACGACCUCGGCUUCCUCGACCUCCGGAGCGGCGCCGGCGGCGUACGGUGGAGCUCCCGGAGCAAGCUGAUGAACCGGAAGGUGCCCGGCGAGGAGAGCUGCUACCCGAAGCUCGCCACGCACGGCGGUCAGCUCUUCUCGUCCAUGAACGACAGCAUCUCCGUGUUCAGCGGGCCCGAGUACGUGCUGACGUCGACGCUCCGCCGGAGCCACGGCGGCGCCAUCUGCGACUUCUCCAUCGGCGGCGACCGGCUCUUCGCCCUGCACAACGAGGAGAACGUGUUCGACGUCUGGGAGACGCCGCCGCCCCCGAUCAUCUGACCGUGCCAGGGGACUCCGGCCCUAUUGGUUCCUCUGCGCACCCGUUCUGUAACUUCCACUGGACUAGAGCAUUGCAAAUUUGCUGCACACUUUUAAACACCCGAAAGAAAUAUUCAGGAUUAUUUCUGCAGACUGAAUACACUGAAACAUUUGAUUAGAGAAAUUGUGUCGGCAACGCACCUAAAAAGAGCGUGUGUUGCUGUGACUGUACUGAACUUGAUUGCUUUUGGUAGCGAGUGCGAGAUGUUCUGUCGAAAUCAUGGCAAAUGGGUUCUGAUCGGUGUACGAUGCGAGACCCUCUCUGCUAGUCUGCAGGUAGCCCUGAGUUUUCAAGCUACACGUGCUAACGGCACGUUUUGGA